GCCACACUGUGCAGAUACCUGUAGGCACCAUGGCUCGUCUAACAUUUCUUAUUUUAGCCUUUUUUAGUUUACCACAGUUCCAAAGGGCAGAAGUGGUUACAGAUUUUAGUAAAUGUCAAGAUUUCUUUUACAAGAAGACUGCACCAGCUGGUUUUGACCAAAACCUCAUUAAAAUCUGUCAGAAGUAUAAAGAUCUAUACCGUUAUGCUACUCUGUAUUCUACUUUCCACCGUAUACCAAUUUACAGCGCUUACAAAUUUAAUUUUACCUGUGGGACGAAUACUGAAGGCAGACGUGCAACAUGGUUUAUUGAGAGGCAGCUCUCAGACCCAAGUGAUUCUCGUGAUUAUAUGGAUCUCCCACGAAAUGACAGAGAAAUUCUAAAACAAAAACAAGCUAUUGAUCGCUUUUAUGAAAACACAAACUAUGACCGGGGUCAUUUAAAUCCAAAUAAUUUUCAGUGCAAUGAUGGGAGGAUUGCAACUUUCACUCUCACAAAUGCAGUGCCGAUGGAUGCCUGCUUUAAUCGAGUUCACUGGAAAGAGUAUGAAGAUGAAACUCGGAAUGUUCUUGAAGCUUUCAGCAAUAAAGGAAUCGCUUAUCUUGUGUCUGGAGGAGUGCCUUCAACGAAUAAGAUUCCCAUUCGAAAGAUAGAUGAGACAGAAGAGCAAAGAGAUUUCUCCAUGGUGACUGUUCCUAGGUAUAUAUGGACUGCUGUAUGCUUUGAGGCUGAUGAUCCCACUGAGUCUUUUUCUUUUGGUUACUUGGGUAGCAACAAGCCUGAUGCCGUUAUUGAGCCAAUGAAAAUCCUAGAACUUGAGGAAUAUUUACAAGCACUCUAUGAGAAUCCAUCUCUAAACAUUUUUCAAGAUGAUUGUGGUGCCUCUACUCAGAAUUCUCAGAAUAUUCUAAGAAACCUAGAAAAAAAGAUCUUUCUGCCACAAAAAGGAAGAAGCAUGUACUCCGAUUCUGCACCAGAAGUAAGAAGUAUAUGGGAUGCUACUGUUUCGAGAAAGCGGCACAGAGCAUCAAGCCAAGAACCAGUUGGACAUAAGAGAAUAGUAAAAAUGGAAAUGGACUUAUCUUUUGAUAAUUUAAAUGAAUGGCAGAUAAAUAAUGAAAUAUUCAAGGAGCAGUCAAAAUUUUCUUGUGUUUUAAUGAGUGGCCAUCUCACAGCAUCAGUUCAUAGUUAUCAUCAUAUUCAGCAUCGCUCAGACAACAAACUAAUUUGUGCGCUUGUUCCUGAGAAAUCAAGCUAUGCGUCAGAUGUUACUGCUGAUGGGACAAGGUGCCUGGAAGGGAAAAUAUGUUCUGUCUCAUGUCUAACAGAAAAUGGCAUUAAACCAUGUUGUACAUCAUCAUGUCUAUAUGACUAUGAGAGCAAGUUAUUCAUAUGUUCUUCUGGAAAUCAGUGUGUUAUCUGUUCUCCUCAAUACUCCACCAUAACCCAAUCUGGAAAAUCUUGCAAAAACAGUGAGUGUGCCACUCGAGGUGAAAAGAAAUACUGGUGUUACACAGAUGGUAAAGUAAAGGAAUACUGUAAUCCACCUCCUGUACCAGCCAAUUUAGGCCCUCUGGCAUGCCUUGUUAACACAGAUAAAUGGUUAACCUUCACAGCAGACAAUGGAAAGUUGUGGUGCAGCAAGAAUUGUAAAGGUGAUGCUUGUAAAAUUGGGGUGGAGAGCGAAUAUGAUGAUGCACUCUGCAAGUACAAAGCAUCAUUUAGUAAGAGUGGCAACAUUCUGCUGCAGGACAGACGGGGUAUGUACCUCUGCAGAAGUCCAGAGAAUUCCACUCAAUACAUCCAAGCUACUAAGCACCAUCCUGAUGCCUCCUGUGAAUUUGAAGUCUCUGUAAUGAAUGGAAAGGUGCUCUUCAAAGCUGAUAAUGGCAAGAUGCUAAGCAGAAUCUUCCAUGAUUUGUCCGACAACAUAGAGGCAGAAAAAAAUUCCCCAGAUGUGUUCUGCAAGUUUACUGUCAGUACUGGAGUGGACAAUGUAGGCCCACUGGCAUGUUACAUUGAUACAGAGAAACUGGUAACAUUUGUGGCUGAUAAUGGAAAGUUUUGGUGCAACACCAUUUGUAAAGAUGACACGUGUAGAAUUCAGGUGGAUGAAAAAUAUGACGACACACAGUGCAAGUAUAAGGUAUCUCAGGCCAGGAGUGGCAAGAUUCUGCUGCAGGACAGACGGGGUAUGUACCUCUGCAGAAGUCCAGAGUAUUCCAUUCAAUACAUUCAAGCUGCAAAGCACCACCCUGAUGCCUCCUGCGAAUUUGAAGUUUCUGAGAUGGAUGGAAAGGUGCUCUUCAAAGCUGACAAUGGCAAGAUGCUAAGCAGAAUCCUUCGGGGCUCGCAGGACAACAUUGAGGCAGAAAAAGCUUCUCCAGAUGUGUUCUGCAAAUUUACUGUCCAGAGUGGAGGUAACACUGGAGGUAACACUGGACGUGACACUGGAGUGGACAAUGUGAGUUCUUUGGCAAAUAUUAUUGGUUCAGAGAAAUGGCUAACAAUUGUGGCUGAUAAUGGAAAGUACUGGUGCAACAAUCUUUGUACACAAGUAGCAUGUAGAAUUCAAGUGGUUGAAACCUAUGAUGAACUACGCUGCAGGUAUAAAGUGUCUCACGCCAGGAAUGGUAAGAUUCUGCUGCAGGAUAUGCGGGGUAUGUACCUCUGCAGAAGUCCGGAGUAUUCCAUUCAAUACAUCCAAGCUGCAAAGCACCACCCUGAUGCCUCCUGCGAAUUUGAAGUUUCUGAGAUGGAUGGAAAGGUGCUCUUCAAAGCUGACAAUGGCAAGAUGCUAAGCAGAAUCCUUCGGGGCUCGCAGGACAACAUUGAGGCAGAAAAAGCUUCUCCAGAUGUGUUCUGCAAAUUUACUGUCCAGAGUGGAGGGAACACUGGAGGUAACACUGGACGUGACACUGGAGUGGACAAUGUGAGUUCUUUGGCAAAUAUUAUUGGUUCAGAGAAAUGGCUAACAAUUGUGGCUGAUAAUGGAAAGUACUGGUGCAACAAUCUUUGUACACAAGUAGCAUGUAUAAUUCAAGUGGUUGAAACCUAUGAUGAACUACGCUGCAGGUAUAAAGCGUCUCACACCAGGAGUGGCAAGAUUCUGCUGCAGGACAGAUUGGGUAUGUACCUCUGUAGAAGUCCGAAGUAUUCCAUUCAAUACAUCCAAGCUGCAAAGCACCACCCUGAUGCCUCCUGCGAAUUUGAAGUUUCUGAGAUGGAUGGAAAGGUGCUCUUCAAAGCUGACAAUGGCAAGAUGCUAAGCAGAAUCCUUCGGGGCUCGCAGGACAACAUUGAGGCAGAAAAAGCUUCUCCAGAUGUGUUCUGCAAAUUUACUGUCCAGAGUGGAGAUAACACUGGACGUGACACUGGACGUGACACUGGAGUGGACAAUGUGAGUUCUUUGGCAAAUAUUAUUGGUUCAGAGAAAUGGCUAACAAUUGUGGCUGAUAAUGGAAAGUACUGGUGCAACAAUCUUUGUACACAAGUAGCAUGUAGAAUUCAAGUGGUUGAAACCUAUGAUGAACUACGCUGCAGGUAUAAAGCGUCUCACGCCAGGAAUGGUAAGAUUCUGCUGCAGGAUAUGCGGGGUAUGUACCUCUGUAGAAGUCCGGAUUAUUUCAUUCAAUACAUCCAAAUUGAAUACAUCCAAACUGCAAAGCAUCACCCUGAUGCCUCCUGCGAAUUUGAAGUUUCUGAGAUGGAUGGAAAGGUGCUCUUUAAAGCUGACAAUGGCAAGAUGCUAAGCAGAAUUCUUCGGGGCUGGGAUGACAACAUUGAGGCAGAAAAAGCUUCUCCAGAUGUGUUCUGCAAAUUUACUGUCCAGAGUGGAGGUAGCACUGGACGUGACACUGGAGUUAAACAUGAAAGUCCAUUGAUAUACAGUAUUGUUUCAAAUAACUGGAUAACAAUUGUGGCUGAUAAUGGAAAGUACUGGUGCAACAAGCUUUGUACACAAGUAGCAUGUAGAAUUCAAGUGGUUGAAACCUAUGAUGAACUACGCUGCAGGUAUAAAGCGUCUCACGCCAGGAAUGGUAAGAUUCUGCUGCAGGAUAUGCGGGGUAUGUACCUCUGUAGAAUUCCUAAGUAUUCCAUUCAAUACAUCCAAGCUGCAAAGCACCACCCUGAUGCCUCCUGCGAAUUUGAAGUUUCUGAGAUGGAUGGAAAGGUGCUCUUCAAAGCUGACAAUGGCAAGAUGCUAAGCAGAAUUCUUCGGGGCUGGGAUGACAACAUUGAGGCAGAAAAAGCUUCCCCAGAUUUUUUCUGCAAAUUUACUGUCAACACUGGGGCUCAGAGAAGACGCAGGGCAAUUGACUCCGCCCCUUCUGGUUUCUCUGCUGCUGAACUGACCACACCAUAGUGCAGAGCUCCCUAAAAUGUGACAGAAGACAUUAUUAUAGCCAGACAAUUUUGUUAACUUCUGCGCUUUCCUUUGUUGUUUAUUGUGGUGUGCAUAGUAGCACUUUUUUUGUUCUUUUGAGAUUAAAUUGAAUGAGGGAAACUGGGUUGGCACCAUAACAUUUUCCUGUGAGAACCAGCAGUGCCUUAUUCGACCACUACAGGCAAUUGUUUCUUUAUGUGAGUACAAGGGUUCAGUAAAUUUGAGAAAUUAAUAAAAGUACCUGCUGGCAUGUGAAAGAAAUUUUCUUUUUGUUUCUAUGGCAAAGGUAAAUUGUUCCCAGAAUUAAAAUAGGAACUGUAUGACAACUUACAGCACCUGCCUACAAAAAAAACAAUAAUUGUCUAUGGUACUGCAACAGUAUACCUUAUUAACCUACCUUACCUAAUUUCCAGUGCACCUACAAAUUUUUUUUGUCUUGAAUGGACCACAUUUUACAGUAACUAGAAAAUGUAAUAUAUUUACUAAACAAUGUCUACAUAUAUUAUGAUAUUGCUAAAACUGAGCACUUCACCCAGGUCUGUGACACUGUCCUUGUGGAGGGCACUUCUGCACAUCAGUGAUCUCUAAAGUUAUGUUUUCUAGAGACAUGUGCAAAUGUUAGAGUUACUCAUGGCAAAUGAAUCUAAAAAUGAUCAUUAUUUCUUCUCAAAUUAAAUUAAAGAGAACCUCA
Messenger RNA from Polypterus senegalus (gray bichir), 5079 nucleotides. RefSeq lists its product as uncharacterized. Gene Ontology annotation, molecular function: nucleic acid binding; metal ion binding; hydrolase activity. NCBI's taxonomy places the organism in Eukaryota, Metazoa, Chordata, Cladistia, Polypteriformes, Polypteridae. The record is from RefSeq and is a predicted model, not a curated record. The coding region runs from base 30 to 4367 and encodes 1445 amino acids. The transcript has 11 exons.